Stylophora pistillata is the source of this 848-nucleotide messenger RNA. RefSeq names its product putative RNA-binding protein EIF1AD. Gene Ontology annotation, cellular component: nucleus. The record is from RefSeq and is a predicted model, not a curated record. Gene Ontology annotation, biological process: translational initiation. Lineage: Eukaryota; Metazoa; Cnidaria; Anthozoa; Scleractinia; Pocilloporidae. Gene Ontology annotation, molecular function: RNA binding; translation initiation factor activity.
CUAGUAAGAACAAAAUGGCUUCCAAACGUGGAUGCAUGUGCAUUGAAUAUUUUUUACAGAAUAUUUCAGAUUUACUUGUUGUAAGAUAGAAAAUGAUGACCGUGGCUCUUUGAUUAUGCAGAGGUCUUGAGUAUUGGGCAUAGAAGCCCAUUCGAGUAGCGGAUCGCAAACACGCUUUGUCGUACGCGAUCUUUGUUAAAUCAUGUCGAAAGCGACUAAGAGAAAGCAUGUUGCGAAAGAAGUACUGGACGAUUACGUUGUUCCAGACCCAAAUCAACAGAUUGUUAAGAUUUUAGGCGGACGUGGAAACAACCUUCAUGAAGUGGAAACUUCUGAUGGCAAAAAAUUUCUUGUCAGUAUGCCAUCAAAAUUCAGAAAGAGUGUAUGGAUUAAGAGAGGAGAUUUUGUUAUUGUGGACCCCAUAGAAGAGGGGAACAAAGUGUGUGCCGAGAUGGUUCACAUUCUGUAUGGCAAGCAAAUUAAAUAUCUGAAAAAUGAAGGAUUGUGGCCUUUAGCGUUUGCAGACAAAGCUUCAACUGAUGAAAAAGCAGAUGACAAGCAAAUAAACAGCAAUGUCUGUGAAAAGAAUAUUAAUGGUGUUAGUGAGGAUGAAGAGGACAGAGAUGAGGACUAUGAUGAUGAAGAUGAUGAUGAUCUGUUUGUUAAUCCCAAUCAUCAGAAAACAACAUACUAUGUUGAAUCACAGUCAAGUGAUAAUAGUGACAAUGAAGAGUGACAUCCAUGACCAGUCUUGUAAAGUGCAUUUCUCCAUUUUCUUAGAGAGACUGGUCUGUUGUGAACUAUUUAUGAAACAACAUUGUUAGAAACAAAUUAUGGAAGUUAAGGAA